This is a messenger RNA of Monopterus albus (swamp eel), 544 nucleotides long. Its product is annotated as calpain-2 catalytic subunit-like. Gene Ontology annotation, biological process: negative regulation of apoptotic process; proteolysis. Gene Ontology annotation, cellular component: cytoplasm. The transcript has 6 exons. The record is from RefSeq and is a predicted model, not a curated record. Gene Ontology annotation, molecular function: calcium-dependent cysteine-type endopeptidase activity. Bases 1 to 447 code for a protein of 148 amino acids. Lineage: Eukaryota; Metazoa; Chordata; Actinopteri; Synbranchiformes; Synbranchidae.
AUGUACCACAUGAAAAUAGGAUCCUGGGCACCUGGCAGCACUGCCGGUGGCAGCUACAAGGACACAUAUUAUCAGAAUCCCCAGUUCAAGCUGGUUCUCAAGGAGCAGGACCAGACCGAGGAUGAAGAUAAAACCAAAAAGUGCACUGUGGUGGUGGAGCUACUGCUGAAAAACACCAGGAAUAAGAAUGAAGUUGACAUUACCAGCAAAGACUUUGACAUCUACAAGGUUCCUCCUGAUUUCCAGGGUGUGCGUCUGGACCCUGACUUCUUCAAGCAGAAUAAACCCAUAGAACAUCCUUACAUAUAUAGGAGUAUAAGGAAUGUGGUGUGCAAGCUGCGCCUGGACCCGGGUAACUACAUCAUUGUGGCUUUCAAUAAGGACCCCAAACAGUCUAGAAAGUUCUUGGUCCGCACUUUCUCCAAGACUGGAAACACUCUGGGGUAAGAUGACAGAAAUGUAGUUUUGACAGCCUAAAAGGCCUGAGAGAUUUGAUAGACAGUACAGGCGCUUAAAGUGUCAUGUAGGUGACGAGUACUGUAAG